AUGUCCCCUUUCCAUUCAAAUGUUGAGACUAAGGAGAACAAAGACGUUGUGAACAGUUCAUCAUCCUCCUUGAGUUCGGUUCCUUUUUAUCCUCAGUAUCCCAAUUACCCUUCUAAUGGCUAUGAACAACCUCCAUCUUUGUCGGCCACUGAUGAGAACAACUCCUUCCCAGAGGGUAAAACGGAAACGGCAUCGUCUCAAAACGAUCAGAAAAUAGUAAGCGAUACUGUAAAUACAAAAGUAAAGAUUUUUUAAGUAAAACGUAUUUUUUCUAGGCGUUUAAAAGCGAGGAAAUCGAUGCGAAUAUCCAGAAGCCGUAUUCAUCCACGACCGUCAUGUCAACGGGCCAGCCUUUAUCUCAGCCGACCACAAUUUCAGUGCCAGCUCAGACUACCGUAAUCACCCCCCAUCUUUAUCCGGACCCCUCGUUGAUCCCUGAAAUCAGUUCUCCAUCCGUUUACAACUCUUACUCCACACUUUACAGUUUUGCGGCAGGGAGUUCGAAUGAUGUCAAUUACUGGCAACCGCCUCAGGGCAUCUAUCCCGGAUCGGGUGGACCCAUUUCAAAUUAUAAUAGUGUUCUGUUGCCUGGAGGGGAAGAGUCAUCCCCCAACUAUCCAAUCAUCCCAGCCGACAGCAGAGUCGAUCCAUCCAGUCUGCCGUCCAGCUACAUUACACCGGGUUGUCCAUGGCCAUACCCUCCAUAUUUGGUAGGAACCUCACAAUAAUCUUUAUUUUUUUAUUGUUUUAAGCCGGAUGGAGCAGACCAACUUUCUUUGCCUUAUAUUGCUGAUAAUGGUUUCUAUUCACAGCCAGGGCUUCCAGUAGGUUACUGUAAUUUUAUUAAAACAUUCCCAGAACCCAACAAUCGACCCUCAUUACAUUCCCAACGGUACUGCAAGAAAUCUUGAUCCGUAUGUUCCGACUCCCAUUGGCGGAGAUCAGCCCGACCUGCCCAUGAUUCCACCUAAUGAAAGUCUUCCUUCCUUUAGUUCUCCUCCCAAUAGAAUACAAAAUACUUCAAACAUGAUGUAUCCUAACAACGUUCUUAACCAAAAACAGGCAAGAAGUCGACGAUCACGGAGUCUCAAAGACUCGGACGAUGAUAGUAGGUCGGAGGACAAGGAACAAGAAAGACGGCAUGCAAACAAUAAUCGAGAACGGUAACAAGAGAGGUUCAGAUGAUUAAAUUCUUAUAGGAUCCGAGUCAAAGACAUCAACACCGCUUUCAAAGAGCUGGGCAAAAUGUGCAGUCAGCACAUCCCAAAUACGAACGAGAGGAAUCUAACCAAACUGAGUAUUCUCCAUCACGCUGUUCAGGUCAUUAAUGGACUAGAAGGACAGGUAUGAUCAUUUUUCUAACAAUGCCACAACAAAUCUUGUUUUAGGUCCGUCAGCGCAAUAUGAACCCUCGUGCGAACUCGAUGCGUCGUCGGGAACAGGCCCAGCAAUGA
Messenger RNA from Bursaphelenchus xylophilus (pine wood nematode), 1454 nucleotides. The record is from the annotation of a GenBank genome assembly. Lineage: Eukaryota; Metazoa; Nematoda; Chromadorea; Rhabditida; Aphelenchoididae.